GUUCGUGCAGCAGACAGUGUGUGCAACAGUGAAACUGUUCCCCUACUAUGAGUUUAAGAAACUGCGGAGCGUCAGGUACCACAGCCGCCCGUCGUGUUUAUAAUGUCGGGCAGAAAGCCCCGCUCGGUGGCAAACCCUCUGGAGUCUGCGAUCACGACCCCGAGUGAGAGAAUCCUCAAAGAAUGUCACAGUUUAUACGUGGACAGCGAUAACGGUUUGGUGAAAAUUGCCAACAGCCUGGGAGUGCGGCUUCUUCCUCCCAGAAAGAAAAUCGUAGUGAUGAUAAUGGGCAAUCACUCAGCUGGGAAGAGUUCCUUCAUAAACUGGUAUGUGGAGGAGCACAUACAAAAAACUGGUGUUGCCAUUGAAACACAAGGGUUUACAUUCAUUACAAGUGGCCGCAAAAGAGAAUCACUGACUGGAAAUGCAACAUUACAUCUAUACCCUCACUUUCGACCACUCCUAGAGUUCAAAGGUGCCCUGGACUACCUGUCUGCUGAGAUUUCUACCUCAAAACAGAAGAAGUUUAGUUUGGUAACAUUUAUUGACACUCCGGGUUUGGUGGAUGGAGACAUGAUAUACCCUUUUGAUGUAAACAGUGCCAUCACCUGGUUGGGACAACAAUCUGACUUGAUAUUUGUAUUCUUUGACCCAAUGGGUCAGGCUCUAUGCAAGCGCACUCUCAACAUUGUGGAGAGGUUGAGUGAUACUUGUGGAGAUAAGCUUUUGUUCUACCUCAGCAAGGCAGAUGAGGCUGGAAAAGAAACUGACAGACAGAGGGUUAUGAUGCAGAUUGUACAAGAGCUAUGUCGUCGUCCAGGUCUCAAUAAAUGUGGUUUUGAGAUGCCAACAAUAUACAUCCCCAACCCACAGAAGCCCAGUCGCUGUGUGAACCAGAUUGAUGGAGUUUGUCAGACGAUUGAAAAGGCAAUUAACCAGGCUGUACAGAAGACGCUGAACCAAUUAGAGAAAGACUGUGACCUGAUCUCUGCCUCUAUCAGCAGCAGACUGGAGAAGGACAAGUCUGAUGUGUCUUAUAACAAAAGUGUGCGCUUAUACUCACUGUUAUAUGGCGCUAUGGGCAUCUUCCUCCCUCUGCUCUUCAUCUUUAGUUUCAUUGUGAACACGUUUGUCAAAGAGCACUUGGAAGAGCUUAUUGGGGAAGGCUUGGCAAAAAUCCUUUCUAAUUUAACUGGAGUAGUCCUGUAUUUAUGGGAGUGGAUACCAGAAGAUGGACAAGUUGUGGUGGUGAUUUUAUUCAUGGCUUCUUGCUACCUCCUGCUUUUCUUAGCAAAGCAUUUCUCAAGACAAAGGAAUAAAACUCUCUCUAAGAAAGAGAAGAGGUCUUUGGCCGAGUACAAUGAAUACAUACAGGAUAUUGUCAAAACCAAGAAGGGCAAAUUGUAUGAGUGGUACCUCCAGCAAUGUGCAGCAGAAUAUGACCUCUGAUCCCUGGAACUAAUGUGCUGAUUUAUUUUCAGAUGUGUACAAGUAGCAAUAUUGUUCCUAUCUUCAUCAUCUCAGACUAUUAUCAACUCAAGUGCCUUAGGAGCUCUAUGCAACUUAAAAGUUUUAAUGUGAAAAAAUCAAAUACUUGUUUUCUUGUUUAUAAAUGGAAAUUUUCUAAUACAAGCAAUGAUUUCUUUGUCAUAUUAGAGCAGCUGUUUUAAUACUAAGACCAAUGAUCAGUUUCUGAUAUCCAAAGUUAAUGUAUUUUUCAAGUGUGACAGUUUUCACAAAAACAGAAUGAACUCCAGCACUCCACUAUUUUUUAUCAUAUUUAUUGUUGUCUUUGGGUUAUGGUGCUUUCAAUGUAGAUCUUUUUAAUAAUGUGAUUGGUAGCCAUAUUAUUGUCCUUAUGUCUGUUUGAUUGAUCGGUGAUUUCUGCCAGAUAUGAUGUCAUUUAAAUGUAGGUACUACUUGUACUGUGUUUCUAAUUAUGCAUUUGUUCUGAAUUCUGAUAAACUUUUUUAUGUCUUAGAAUUAGUAGUACAACAUCUAGAACAAUCUCUUUACACACAUACAGACAGGUGAAAGCAUUUUAUUUUCUGUUAGAAAAAUCUCAUCCUUUGAACAAUUCUUAAUUCAGUGUCAGUCUCCAGUCUUGGUCAGGACUCAGGUGUUGUGAGGUGUGCAGAUAACUAUGCAGAUGUGUUGAACAGUAAUUAGUCUGGCCACAACCUCAGUUCCCUGAGUUAGUAACAAGGGUGACAACUUUCAAUAAUUACCCUCAGUAACAACUGUAUUGCAUUCAUAAGAGACAUUUUAGAAAAUAUACAUACAUGAUCAUCAAAGCAUAUAGAUUUCAUUUGUGCAGUCUAAUUGCAAGGCAACAAUAAUAAGAGGUAUUUCGGUGCCCUAAACAUUAUCAGUUAUGAAAAGUCAUUAUUGUAUGCAUUCUAUUGCCUUACACAUUUAAACAUUUUGUUGAUGCAUCUGGAAGCCUAUGUAAAACCAUGCAAAUCUAUGCUCUGUUUUGAAUGUUUUUCUAUUAAAAUCCUCAUGUUGUGUGUCCCUA
This is a messenger RNA of Periophthalmus magnuspinnatus, 2518 nucleotides long. RefSeq lists its product as uncharacterized. Lineage: Eukaryota; Metazoa; Chordata; Actinopteri; Gobiiformes; Gobiidae. The transcript is spliced from 12 exons. The record is from RefSeq and is a predicted model, not a curated record. Gene Ontology annotation, molecular function: GTPase activity. Bases 103 to 1449 code for a protein of 448 amino acids.